Myotis myotis is the source of this 5014-nucleotide messenger RNA. RefSeq lists its product as uncharacterized. The record is from RefSeq and is a predicted model, not a curated record. Lineage: Eukaryota; Metazoa; Chordata; Mammalia; Chiroptera; Vespertilionidae. Bases 3146 to 3997 code for a protein of 283 amino acids. The transcript is spliced from 2 exons.
GUGCAGGAGGCAGCCGAUCAAUGCUGUGCUCUCACAUCAAUGUUUCUCUAUCUCCCUCUUUCUCUAAAAUCAAUAAAAACACAUUUAAAAUAAAUCAGAGGACAGAAUCCUAAGGUACACCCACCCACACUUACAGGGUGGGAGCAGGACAAGAUGAGAAGGGAAGUAGGGGAGGGUUCAUUCUGUGGAAGAAAGGGGGAGUUUAAGAAGAGAGUGGGUGACAGUGGCAAAUGCCCCGACACUCAAGCAGGAUAGGGUCUGGGUGCCCAUUCAGUUGUAACUGAUAAGUCAUUGAUGCAUUGUUGAGAGCAAUUGCAGUGGGACGGGCAGCAGCUGAUUUGUAAAGAUUUGGAGUAUAACUUCAAGGUAGAAAUUGCGCAAAAAAAUAAAAAUGAAAAGGAAAAAAGUAUAAUCUCCCCUUGCAAGAAACUAGGCUAUAAAAGAAGAGAGAACAUAAGGAGUCUUGAAUGGCUGUUUCUUUGAUUGUUGGGAUAACACUCUCGAAAGGUCUCAUUGUUAAUGUAUUUUUCCACUUGUGGAGUGGAACAUUCUCAGACUCUCUGAUUCGUUAAUUUUCUUGGAGUGGCACUUCUUGCUUUUUGUUCAUGAUUUAACCACUAUAAAAACGCCCAGUUAUAGCUUGCUGCAGGAACAUAAGUUCUGCUCUUAUCAUGGAGUAAUUCUUAAAGCCAUUACCUUGGAAGUUGUUUGAUACAUUAAAAAAUACCAACCCUCAACAAAGAGUUGAGAAAUGGAAAUACUACAGAAAUUUGGCUUGUUCACAAGAAAGUAAAUGAUAAUGAGAAUACAUGAUUUUAUAAGCUGAGGUUAUGCUGGAUUGCAAAUGACUUUGUGAAAAAUUUCCCCUCUUCAUUGUCUUUGAGUUGUGGGCUAAAAAGUGAGAAUGCUUGUAGGUAUUGUGUGUCCUGGAAUUGCAGUGAAUUGGAGUUGGUGUUAGAACAAAUAAAUCCCAAACAACUUGUGAUUUAGUUUUAUAGGCACACAUUUAUAAAUUGGGUUUAGGCAGUAAUUCCAGGAAAGCAUACACAGGAGAACUGUUUGCUGUAUAUUCAUUUAUUCCACAAAGAUUUAGUGAGUCCCCAUGUGUUCAGGCCUCUGCUAGAUCCUGCAGGAAGGGAGAGAAGAGGGUUUAAAUGAUGCUGCUCAGACCUGGCAGGAGGGAAGGUGUCCCCUCACAGGGACGGCUGAUGGGUCAGAGAAGGAAUAGGGCCUUCUGAUGGGCGAUCAGGGGAGGCUCCUUAGAAGAGGGCAUUUGAGUUGUUUGCUGAGAGACAUCUGUUUGUGCUUUUUUGCCUGGUCUGUUUUAUGUAACACCCUUGACAACUCUCUUAAAACCUCAUUUGAUUUUCCAGUGCUCUAUUAUCUACCCCCAACCCCUAUCCCUGUAUUCCCUGUCAGAAGGUUUUAUGAUUCCUGUAUCUCCUAGGUCCUCUGUUCGUUCAUUCUUUUUUCUUCUCCCUCAGAGAGAUUAUUUAUGUCUGCAGUUGUAAAUAUUCGCCUGGACAGAUAACUCUAAAUCCAGAGCUUGAGCCCCAGCUGUCUCAGAUCCUCCAUCCUACAUUUCCAACUCGUCUCACAGGCAGUUCACGUUGCACUUGUCUGAGUCUGAACUGUCCCCCACAAUGCACAGCCUCAUUCCGUUCCUCCCACCCUUCCCUCCCUCCCUUUCUUUCCUUUUCUUCCCCCAAGACUAUUGAGCACCCACUAUGUGCUAGUUUUCUUCUGGUUCCUCAGGCUGAGAAUCCCUGAGUCAUUUUUAUGUCUCUUUUACCACUUGUGUCCAAAUAAUCAUUUUAUUUCUCCUCAUUCUUUCCAGUAUGCCUUAAAGUCUUGUUAGUUCUACUCGUGCCCAUUAUCUGUAUGUUUGGAUCACUGCAGUGGUCUUCUGAAUGUUGACCACCUUCUUCUUCCUCCAUCAUCAGCAUCACCAUUGCUUAUUAAGUGUCUACUAUGUUCAGAAUGUUACUAGGAUGCCCUGUUCUAUAGAUUGAACAGUCAAAUAGUGGGGGAGAAACACAGACUGAAAUGAUAAAGGAGCCCAUCAUCAACUCCAAGGUGAGAAGCCCAGUGGAUUGUGGUGGUAAGUCAGCAGGCAGAGUGAGUGAGUUUGGGGGUAGCUGGAGGAAGGAGAACUCAUGGUCUGGGAAGAUGAGUACUUAGGCAUUUGGAGAAGGGAUUAUUGUUUUUUGGCAGAUGGUGGCCCUGUGGUAAAUGUGAGGGGUAGACGUCCACCUGGUGUGGUAGGAGACCUGUGAGUUGAACAGUUCCCUUGUAGACAGUGAUGGGCCUAGUAUGCCAACAGGAGAUAUCUGAACUUUGUUGUAUGGAAAUGAUGGUAUAGGAAGGAAACUGACACAAUUGGGGAGGCGGUGAUGUAUGAAAAACGCUGUUUUAAGGAAAAUCUGGAGGUGUUAUGUGGGAUGUCUUCGAGGGAAAGGAAGACCAGUAAGGAGACCUUGAAGUCUGCUGUCACAUUUUGUUUCUUUUUUCAAAUUCAUUCAAACAUGGGGGCUGCCAAUACACUUCUAAGUCACAUCUCUGAUCAUAUCACCCUCUCCUGCUCAAAUACCCUUGGUGGUUCCCUGUGCCUUGAACAGUGGUUCUUUCCCUCCCAGAAUGAUCUCCCUCUUCCCCUUUAGGAACCAAACGUUGGCUUUCACAAAAGUGCUUCAUUUUCUGCAUUGCUUGGGGAAUUCCAAUAAUUGAAAUUUCAUGCAGCCUUCAGCAGACUCAUAAUACCCUUCUUGGCUCUCUCUCAGCUGAAAGUGCUCUCACCACCCUCCCCCAAACUUCCCUAAUAUUUCCUGUCUGUAUUGUUCAUUUGGAUUAGUCGGUAAUUGACAUGACUUCUUCUUCCAUAGCUGCUGAAGUUGUUGAUUAGUGUGCGUAUUGUUGUUUAGGUUUGUUUUGUCUCUCCUGUAGCCUUCUUACAGACUGGCACUGUGCUUGAUACUUUUGUAAGUGGCUACCGCAUCUAGUACUGCUCCGCAUUCAUGGUAUUUUGAACAUGAUAAUAUUCGCUGACUUUUGAUUUUAUUUUAAGCUGCCAAACAACCAGGCAGAUCAUGCAAGAUGCUCGGGACCCAGAGGGACACCACAUUUAGAGAUCCCAGCUUUCACCAGGAUGAUUCCACAUAGGUCUCUCCAUAUUAUUUUGACAUCUCAACAUCAAUGUACAGCCCUUUCCAGCAGGACACCACUAGGCAAUCGUGAGUCCCUCUCCCAUCAGCACAGGACUGUCUUCCACCAAGUCAUUGUAACUGUAACAUCUUGGAGCUCGCUUCCCCCACCUUCAUCUUGGCACUACCCAGAUCUGCCCACCCCGGGGUCUCUCUCCCUUGCCUCCAGCUGGGUGCUCGCCCGCCUUGUCAUGCCUCAGUUUUUGGAAGAGCCUGACUCUGUUGUUCCCGACCGACAGGAAGUACAGGACCGGGUUAAGGCAGCUGCUCAUGCUCACCAGAGGCCUCCACACCUUGUAGGCCAUGCUGCCCACCGUCAGCAGCUGGCAGUCCUGGGAAGCCAGGAAGCGGAGUGUGAUGUAGAAGGAGCGAGAGACGUGGAAGGGCACAAAGCAGAGGGCGAAGAGGCUGCACACCAGCAGGAUGGUCCGGAUGGACUUGGCCCGGGUGGUGUUCCCCGCCCUCUCGAGGGUCUCCUCCGGCGUGGCCAGGCUCCGGACCAUCAGCGAGUAGCACACCAAGAUGACCAAGGAGGGCAUGACAAAGCCGGACAACGUCAGAACCAUACUGUAGGCAAAAAACCGAUCGAAGUUCUCCGGACUGGUCAUGUCGUAGCAGACCAUCUGGCCGCCGAUGUAGGCCGUGUGGGCGAAGCCCAGUGUGGGCAGCAGCUGGAGGACCACCAGGGCCCAGGUGGCAGCUACACCCAGCAGGGCGUGCCGGCGGGUCCGGUAAGGCAGCGACCUCAGGGGGUGGCACACGCCCAGGAAGCGGUGCACGGAGAUGCAGGUCAGUAGCAGGAUGCUGCCGUAGAGGUUGGUGUAGAACAGGAAGCGCACCAGCCUGCAGAGCAGUUCCCCAAAGGGCCACCAGUCGCCCAGGGAGUAGGCGACGAUGAGGAAGGGCAGCGUCAGCACGUACAGCAGGUCGGCCACCAUCAGGUUCACCAGGUAGAUGGUGGCACAGCUCCAGCGCUUGGUUUGGCGCCAGGAGAGCCACAGGACGCUGCCGUUCAGGGGCAGCCCUAGCAGGAAGAUGAUGCUGUAGGUCAGGGGGAGGUAGAUUUGCUUGUAGUCCUCCGAGAGCUGGCAGAGUCCCUGUUCCUCUGAGGCAUUCGUAUCCAGCUUCUCCAUCUCCUGGGAGGCUCCUUCUGGGAGCCCAGCUGCUCCUGCUGCUCCUGCUGCCCCUGGGGGGAAGCAAAAGGGACCACAGCCCUAGCCAGUUUAGCUCAGUGGAUAGAGCAUCGACCCGUGGACCAAAGUGUCCUGGGGUUCAAUUCCGGUCAAGGGCAUGUACCUUGGUUGCAGGCUCCUCCCUGACCCGGGGCCCUAGUUAGGGCUCGCACAGGAGGCAACGAAUCCAUGUGUUUCUCUCACAUAAAUGUUUCUCUCUGUCUCUCCUCUCUUCUACUCUCCCUAAAAAUCAAUGGGAAAAUAUCUUCGGGUGAGGAUUAACAACAACAAAAAAGGGGCCUAGCUGGUUUGGUUCAGUGGAUAGAGUAUCGGCCUGCGAACUGAAAGGUCCCAGGUUCGAUUCUGGUCAAGAUUGUGGGCUCGACCCUUAGUGGAGGACUUGCAGGAGGCAGCCGAUCAGUGAUUCUCUCAUCAUGGAUGUUUCCAUCUCUCUCUCCCUCUUCCUUCCUCUCUGAAAUCAAUAAAAAUACAUAUAUUUUAAAAAAGAUGGAUUUAAAAAAAAGGGGAGGGGGGGGCUGCAGAGCAUCAUGACCUUGGCUGGAUCAGCCUCUACCUGGAUCUGGCAGCUCUGUACCAUACGUGUGGUUCCACUCCAAAGUGUGGUCAGAGUCCUAGUUUGAG